Penicillium maclennaniae is the source of this 360-nucleotide messenger RNA. Its product is annotated as mitochondrial 37S ribosomal protein uS13m. The transcript has 4 exons. The record is from RefSeq and is a predicted model, not a curated record. Gene Ontology annotation, molecular function: RNA binding; structural constituent of ribosome. Gene Ontology annotation, cellular component: mitochondrion; small ribosomal subunit; ribosome. Gene Ontology annotation, biological process: translation. Bases 1 to 360 code for a protein of 119 amino acids. NCBI's taxonomy places the organism in Eukaryota, Fungi, Ascomycota, Eurotiomycetes, Eurotiales, Aspergillaceae.
AUGGUCUUCAUUCUCGGCGUCAACUUUCCUGAGCGGAACCUGCUCAAGAAGUCCCUUGAGACCUUCUUCGGAGUCGGUGGCAACACUUCAUCCCGCCUCUUGGCCCGCUUUAACAUCCACCCGACUUGCCGCGUCGGCGAGCUGGCCAACAAGCAGGUCCUCGACCUGACCGCUGUCCUUUCCGACAUGAAGAUUGAAAAUGACUUGCGCCGAGAGGUUUUGAAUGACAUCAAGCGCUUGAAAGAGACCGGUACCUACCGUGGUCGUCGCCAUGCGCUCGGCUUGCCUGUUCGCGGCCAGCGCACACGGACUCAGAUCAAAACUCCUGUCCGGUUGAACCGGAUGGAGCGUCGCCUUUAA